UGAAGACACAAAGCAGGAGCGAGAAAGAGACAUGCACUGAAACAGGGAGGGAGAGAGGGAGCGGGAGAGAGAGGCGGAGUGCACGCCUGGGUGGGAAGACAGAGAGAGCGCGAGGGAGAAAUACCGUGCUUACUUUGUAGUUGCCGACAGACACCUGACAGGUGAGAGACAGCAUCGGGCUACUUGUGCUGGGGCUCAUAAAUUUGCAGAUGCCGACAGAUGUGCCCGAAGACAGGCUCGGCAAAGAGGAGAAUGCAAACAAGUGUGAUAGUAUGACUCUGUCCAGCACCCCGACAGUUCGCAGAGGAAGCACUCCUCUGCCAAUAAAGCACCAACUCAGGCGAGAAGAAGCUGUCCAUGAUGACUGUGACUGGACAUCAAGUGCUGCUGGGCCUUCAGUUUCACCAAACAGUUUUACCUCCAUCUUGGAUGCCACCCCGAUUGUGGCUGUAGAGGGCAGACCUUAUGGGCCAUUAAGGAUCACCCUGCUAGGGCAGAACGGCGUUGGGAAAUCCUCUCUGGCCAUCGCCCUCGCCGGGGACAUGGACAGAACUGCGUCCGUGGAUUCUGAUGGGGAGGGUUAUGUUCGCACAGUCACUGUGGAUGAUGAGGAGAGCACCAUCAUUAUCUAUGACAACUGGAGACAGGACCUGUCGGUUCUCCAGUGUGAAGUGUGUGUCCUGGUGUUUUCGGUAACUGACAGGCGCAGUUUCCACCGCACCGCUCAACUCCGACUUCUCCUGAGAGAGAAUCAGCCCCAGACUCCCAUAAUCCUCGUUGGUAACAAGAGUGACCUCGUUCGCACGCGUGAGGUCACGUCUCAAGAAGCCAUGUCCAGCGCUGCCCUCUUCAACUGUCUGUAUCUGGAGAUCUCCGCCUCCCUGGAUCAUCGUACGCCAGAGCUCCUGGAGUGUGCAGUGCGACUAGCCAGGGGUCAGCCCCCAUGGCCUCCAGGGACCAGUGCCGAUGACAUGAGCGGAGAUGGCCAACGUGAAAGCAUCACCUCGCGUGCCAAACGUUUCCUUUCAAGCUUGGUGCCACGGUACCCACGUGAGCGAGAAGUAAGCAAGUUCCUGAGGCAGAAGUCCCGCUCGUGCCACGACCUUGGGGCGCUGUGAUGGUGCAUGGCAAAGAGCAGACAUAGCUGGAAGUGGUGUAGUAUAUCAACAGAAAGAGUGAGUGAAACAGCACUUAGUGGACAAGAGAGGAGGAUGUGAGUGACAGAGGUGUGAAGAUGAGUUUUACCAGGAUGUUAUUCAUCUAUGUUGUAAGCUCAUUAUGAAAGACAACAAAAGUUUGUGAUGUUUAUCUCUACGAUGAUACAGUAAUUUUGUAUACCAGACCAGACCCAAAAAAUAGAUCAAGUACUGUUGUAGAAAGCAUGUAAAUAAGUUGUAGUAGUAAUACUUAAUUGCCACCCUCAACGUUUUGCAAGCUAAACAAAUAGCUUUUUUGAGUCCUGAAAAAUUUGUUUCAUACUGGCCUUGAUUUCUGUUAAUUAUACAGUUUGUCACAGUUUGCUUAUUAGCUUUAAGAGAAACAAGAGAAUCACAUUAAACAACACAGGCACAGGAUAGGGUCGUGACUAUAUAUACUCUCAAAUCUUUAGUGGGUUAGGCAUUGCAAAUGAUUGUAUUUAUUUAAUCUAAGCUUGUGUGGUUUCCAUGACGAUGGGACAGAUGAGAAUAAGAGACCUUCAGAGUUUAGUAUGGCAAUAGCUAUGUAUCCACACAUACCGCUCCACUUUAGCGAGGAGCUGAGCGAAGACCUGUGCCUGAAUGAAGAUACUUUUCCCCAAUCUCCGAUUCCCACCCCCCGGAAUAGCUGUGAUGAUGGGGACACAAUCUGAAGUUAAAUGUCUUUUUUUUCUCUCCCUGUUUUAAAUAAUAAUUUCUCCCUGUUAAAAAAAAAAUUGUAUUCA
Messenger RNA from Melanotaenia boesemani (Boeseman's rainbowfish), 1921 nucleotides. Its product is annotated as GTP-binding protein REM 2-like. Gene Ontology annotation, molecular function: calcium channel regulator activity; GTPase activity; GTP binding. Bases 210 to 1118 code for a protein of 302 amino acids. Gene Ontology annotation, cellular component: plasma membrane. Lineage: Eukaryota; Metazoa; Chordata; Actinopteri; Atheriniformes; Melanotaeniidae. The transcript has 6 exons. The record is from RefSeq and is a predicted model, not a curated record.